AUGAAUGCAAAAUUUACUACUUCAAAUAUGAAUAUUCAUCCUACACAUAUGUCUACAAUUCAUCCAGUUCCAUUAACAACAAAAACAACAACAUCAUCUUAUAUCAAUUUACGUUCAAAUGUUAAUCCAAAAUAUAAUCUUUAUGAUGCUGGACAACGUAAGAAUAAUUAUCCUUAUAAAAAAUUUCAAACUGGCUCAACAACUACAUUCUCUGGCUACACUUACAUAUCAAGUUAUAAAAAUAUUAAUAAUUACAAUAGAAAAAAUGAUAACAUUAAAUCUUUUAACACUAUGAACAAUAAUAAUAAUAAUAUAAAAAUACCAGCUCUUAUGUCAAUUGAUCGUUUUCAACAACCUCCACGAAAAAAUCGACGAAGUUUAUAUUAUGCUCAACAAUAUUAUAAAGAAACUCAAAACACUUACCAACAUCAUCAUCAUACCAUAUUACCCACAACAACAGCAAUAAAUGAACAUCAUGUAUUAAUUCUGUCCGAUUCUAUGUGCAAAUAUGUUCGUGUGGAUAAAAUUAGUCCACCUAAUAUGAAGAUUAAUAUAUCAUUUGAAUCUGGCUGCAAUUGCAGUCGGAUGCUGGAAUUUUUAGAACAACAAAACAUUGAACAAAGUCAAAUAUUUAAUGUCGAUUUUAUUAUUUUCUCUUUAUGUACAAAUGAUGUUUCCUAUUUGGAAUUAAAUCAAGUUAUUGAACACUGUCGUUAUUUAAUACAACGAACAAGACAAUUAUUCCCAAAAAUAAAAGCUAUUGGGUGGCUUGCUCUUUCACCACGAUCAAAACCAUCAAGAUUAUAUAAUUCUUCAAGCAUUGAUGAGAUCAAUAAAAAAUUCAAUCAACUUUUACAAAUAUUAUCUAAACAAAUGAAUUUCGAGGUUAUCAACGCAAAUCUUCAACAUCAACAUAUGCAUCAAGAUGGUCUUCAUCCAGCUAUUCAAUCAGGUCGUAUACUUUUUGAAAAAGCAUUAUAUAACUGGCUAUGCAAACAAAAUAAAAAAUUUUCUCCUCAUUUGGAGACUGGUCAUAAUAAUAUUCUCAACAAUAAUGAUAUACCUACAACAACAACAAACAUGAAUAAUUAUAAUAUUUCUCAACCAACAUCAAAAAAAUACAACAAACCACUAACAAUACAACCAACAAUUCAAUUUAUUAACAACAACCAUAAUAAUAAUAACGAUGAUAAUAAUAAACCUCGUUAUGGACAAAAAAUAUAUGAAAGAACAAAACAACAACAACAACAGCAGCAGCACCAUCAACACCAACAACAAAUCAACAACAACAGAAAUAAUCAAUUUACAUUGAAACAAAAAUAUAAUCUAAUGUCACGUAAUGUGUUGAUUUCUCAUUAUCCUCAUCUUUUAAGACAUAAAGAAGAAUUUUUUCGGAAAAUCACAAUACCAACAGAACUAGAAAAUGAAAAAGAUAGUAUUUUUCAAUUAAGUAAUCUACAUUUUCAAACAGAAUAUUUUAAAUCUGAAUCGGAAAAAUGGAAAAUCUAUAUGAGAGCAGCAACAGGAAAUAAAAUACAAUCCAGGAAUCAAAUAGAAAGUAUUCUAAUAGAUAAUAAUGAUAGUAGUCUACCAAUAGCACGACCAUCUCUCUCUGGGCUAGCAGAACCACCUGCGCCACUAGAUUUUAGUGAGUUUUCUGAAUUAUUUGAUGAAUGGUUACCAGAACCAGUACCAGGUCAAAAACGAAAAUUGGGACAUCGACAGGAUGAUCCACCAACACCACCUCCACCACGGCAACCUCCACCAAUAAUACCAAGAAAAACAUUACCACCAAGAAAUAGUAAUGUUCCACUAAGAAUGAGAUCUCUUCAAUCAUCACUAAUUUUAAAUAGUAAUGAUGAAAAAAUAUCAAGUACUCAUAGACAACAAUCUUUCAAUGUACUCUUGCCAAGAGAAAAAGAAGAAACAGAACAAGAGAAAGAACGGCAACAGAUGGAAUCGUCUAUAGCUAUUGUAGCUAGAGAAUGUUCAAUGGCAAUAUCACCAUUACAAAGUUCUACACCUGAGCAAUUAAUUAAAUCACCAUCGGUAAUACCAAAACAACCUAUAGCAACAACAAUGAAUGAAUCAUUUGAUUUCGUAAUCAUACCAAUAGAAUGUAGAUAUUAUUUCAAAAAACAAAAUAAAAAAUGUACAUAUAAUACAAUAAGAAUGCAUCAAGAAUUUCUAGAAAAUAAAUAUAAACAACUAGAACAAGAGAGAGAAAUAAAAUUACAAACAUCAUUUGCUCAACAUUUACGAACGAAAGUAAUUUCUUUAAUAAUAAACAUCGUAGAAAAGCCACUUGCAAACAAAAAGAACAAUGAUCAACGAAGAUUAGACAAUCUUCUACUCGAUCAAAGGAGAGAGAAAGCUGCUCGACAAAUAAAAAAUAUAGGAACACUAGAAGAACAACAACAUAUACAAAUUGUACAUGAAAAAUUUAUGAGCAUAAGUUUUCCACCUCAAGAAAAUAAUAAAACUCUUAUCUUACAAGAUACAGAGGCUAAAGUACUAAAUCUAGGACCAAAAUUUGUUCCACCAUCACCUCAACAAGUUCUAAAACGUCUCCCCAAGGAAAUAAAUGAUAUGAAAGAAAAAGUGGCAGCAGCAUGA
This is a messenger RNA of Rotaria sordida, 2616 nucleotides long. The record is from the annotation of a GenBank genome assembly. NCBI's taxonomy places the organism in Eukaryota, Metazoa, Rotifera, Eurotatoria, Philodinida, Philodinidae.